AUGCACAAUGAGGUGGAUGGCAAGAAAGUUGGCUGGUACAACUAUGAGGGGCAGGCCGCCGAGAACAUGGAGAAGUACUGGAAACAGCUUCAGACCAAUGCUGGACUUGAGGUGAGGAUCGUGCACACGGACUAUAUACGAGGUGAACUUCGCCGACAUGGUGCAGAGGAACAUCAAGUCUGGGACGCGGCGGGUCGUUCGCCGCGUGGCCCCCGGCGAGAGGCCGGCGCCCGGGGCGCCGUCGAAGAUUCCAGACAAGGCCGAACCCGAGGAGGCCCCUCCCGUGGAGGGCCCGAGCGAGGACGAGGAUCCGACGCCGCGGACGGCUCCGAGGACGAGGAGGACGAGGAGGAGGAGGAGGACGGCUCCAUGACGCAGGCGACGAAGAAGAGGGCGGAGGCCUGA
Molecule: messenger RNA, 405 nt
Organism: Prorocentrum cordatum
Lineage: Eukaryota; Dinophyceae; Prorocentrales; Prorocentraceae
Source: the annotation of a GenBank genome assembly